Molecule: messenger RNA, 1659 nt
Organism: Diaporthe batatas
Lineage: Eukaryota; Fungi; Ascomycota; Sordariomycetes; Diaporthales; Diaporthaceae
Exons: 4
Coding region: 1-1659 (552 amino acids)
Source: RefSeq, a predicted model, not a curated record
AUGAUCGACCAGGCCGGUUUCUACGAGUACCUUACCCAGUCACUCACCCCCCUCGCACACCGAGAAAGCAGCGGGGACGCACACGGUAGUGGUAUUUCGACCUGGUACAAUACACCAGGCGCUACUGUAGCCGCGGCGCGAUCAACUGCACUCUACGGCUCUGGUGUGACUGCUCAGACAAGCCCGGAGAUCCGUCACGCCGAAUGGGGGAGAAGGAGGCUGCCUGAUGGGCCAACCCCUGACGAGGAUACGCUCUUUCAAGCCUGUUCCAUCUCGAAGGCCUUCCAGAGCCUGGCCAUUUUACAUUUCUACAGUGAAGGGAUUAUCAAGUCGCUGGACGAGCCAGUUAGGAGCAACCUUGGGAAGGCCGGAUACGAUAUUCUCCUGCAGAAUGCCGUGACCAGAGGCGUGCCCGAGGACGUGGCCGCCCAGCUUCUAGACAGAGUGACCAUCACUCAGCUCUUGUCCCAUACCGCUGGCACAACGGCGUCCGGGUUCCCAGGUUACGCCCCCCAGAGCGACCAUGUCACAACGUCGGCCGAGGUCCUCCAGGGCGGACUGGGCGACGGCAACAGCCCCCCCGUGUACGUGCACGGCAUCCCUGGCCUGCAGCGCCAGUACUCUGGCGGGGGGUCGACAGUGCUGCAGGCCAUGCUGGAAAACAUUGCCCGCGAGCAUGGGUUUCCAUCAUACGCGUUGUUGAUGAAAGAAAAAGUCCUGGAGCCGCUUGGGAUGGCACGGUCCUUCUAUUGCGAUGCCGCGCCGCUUCCACAGUCCGAAGCAAACUAUGCGACGGCUUACCAGAACGGCGCGCGCGCUCUGGAGGACAGGCAGGACUUCCACGUAUACCCAGAGCAGGGCGCAGCUGGGCUGUGGACGACGUCUCUGGAUCUCGUAAAGGGCCUGUUGGGCGUGGCGCACACAGCCCUGGGGACGCCGUCGGCGGUGAAGUUGGACGGCAAGACAUGGAUCAAGCCGGGCAUCGCACAGGAAAUCUUCAAGAAACGCCCGGACCUGGCCCAUCAAGAUCAAGGAGACGCUUACUUCUGCGGGUUCCAGGUCGAGUUCCUGGGCGGCGAGGAUAGGGUUCCCGGAGACGAGGAGCUUGUGCGCAUCUCACACGCGGGGGGCAAUGAGGGAUACGUAUGCUGGCACGCGGCGUCGUUUCCCCUGCCCAGCACGGCCGAGGCUGGAGAUGAGGUUGUGAUCCAUGCCAUGUCGUGCAUGACGAACUCAAACUACGGGGGUGAGAUCUGCGGGCCCAUGAUCUGCGCCAUCUCGGAGAUGCUUGAUAGCGCCUUGGGGGCAGGGCCUGCAGACGGGCCAUUCAGUGACAAUGCGCCGUUUGUGGCGCCAGACCCGAGGCCGUCGGCGCCGCGGGCGGGAUGGGCGGCGUAUGAGGGCAGGUGGAAGAUCAACAACCGGGCUCAGACACUCGAGAUCACAACGGGACCUGGGCCGUGUGCCCGAGUCGAGUUCAGCCACUUGAAGGGGGUGGUGCUGCCGCUGGUGGGCUGCGCGAGCAGGAAGAGCGGCGGCAUGUUGAGGCUGCGGGUGAGCUCGCUCAACGCGACCGUGGACUUUGGCACGAAGGGGGGCGAGGGCGAGGUGUCGCUGAGCCUCUGCACAGGGGGGGCGAGGCUCGAGUGCAGCCGGUGA